This is a messenger RNA of Priapulus caudatus, 734 nucleotides long. Its product is annotated as membrane protein FAM174A-like. The record is from RefSeq and is a predicted model, not a curated record. The transcript is spliced from 2 exons. Lineage: Eukaryota; Metazoa; Priapulida; Priapulimorpha; Priapulimorphida; Priapulidae. Bases 409 to 639 code for a protein of 76 amino acids.
AGAAGUUGUUUUAGUCAUGUAGCAUAUUUUCCGUGGUGUUAUGUCCAAAUUCUUGAAAUUGUAUGCGGAAAUAACACUCCUGUAGUCUUUGGUGUCGUAUUUCUCGUAAGCUUAUCUUCGAGUUUGAGUGCGCGCGAAGGGGAGAACCAUCCACUUCCAGUUCCAUCUACGCAGCUGGCAUCUGAGCCUAGGGCCGGAGGAAGUCGUGAUGCGAUUGGAACCUUAGCUGUGAAAUCAGGCGUUUCUCCAGUUUCAGGCGAAUACACCGGUCUGAACGAUGGUCAUGUGUCGGUCGCGACAAGCUUCUCAGGAUACACAUAUCGUCAGUACGACUCCACUACUCGCUACUGUGAAUACUACUGUGAAUGCUAAUUCCCACUAAAAACAGUGGGACAGUACUUUGACAACAUGUACAAAAGUGGUACGCUGACAAGGAUGAUCUACGUAGUGAUGGGAAUAACAUCAAUAGUGGUUAUCUACUUUGUUAUUCGAGCUGUGAGGGUGAGAACAAGGAAGAGCAAAACUAAGAAGUAUGGAAUCCUGCAGACGGCUGACACUGACCUGGAAAUGACACCAUUAGAUGUAGGCGAUGAGGAAGAGGAUAUGACUGUGUUUGAACUACCUAGCAACCGUAAAUAGCAGGAUGUGUCAUGUGUGCUGCUCCUUGUUGUACGAAUAUGCUAAGUAAGGUGUUUCUAAAAUGUUCUUUUUUUCCAAAUUGAAGCUUAAUUUUG